UAGAGUUGUAACAUCGGUAAAUAUAUAUAUCAGCACUAAUAAUUAGUAAACGACACAUUAAUGGGUAUAAAUUGGUGUAAAGUGACUUAAUCCGCGAUUAUGAGUUGGUUUUUUAUUAUUUAUUGGUUGUUUCUGAUUUUUAUUGAUCUCUCUUGGUGCGGAUUCUUAUCUAGUAUUAACCCUAAUGCCUUUGAUAAAGAGUGGUCGGAGUUUAAGAAUAAAUUCAAUAAAACCUACGCAGAUCAUCAUGACCCGAUUAAAAAAACCGCCUGGCUGUCGAACCUGGAAAAGAUCAAACGGCACAAUGCAGAAGCUGAAAGAGGCCUGCAUUCCUAUUACUUAAAAGACAACAAUUUAGCCGAUCUGAGCCACCCAACGUACUUAACAAAAAUGGUCAAACUAACAUCGAGCAGACAUCGUAAAGUGGACUUAGAAGUAGUAGGUGACUUCUACCAUCGUUUCCACCAUAUUCCUGAAGAAAUCAAUUGGAUCGAUAAGGGUUUUACUACCCCAGUGUACAACCAAAAGGACUGCGGCUCUUGCUACGCCUUCAGCAUCGCUGGAGUGAUCCAAGGACAAAUUUUCAAGCAAACAGAUAAACUGGUGCCACUAAGUUCACAACAAAUUGUGGAUUGUAGUGCUGCCACGGGAAAUUAUGGAUGUGCGGGUGGUUCCUUAAGAAACACGCUUAGGUACUUGGAAAAAGUUGGAGGAAUAAUGGCUUACAGUGAUUACCCUUAUAUUGCAAUGUUAGGAAAAUGCCACUACAAUAAAGGACAAGCAAUUGCGAAUAUCACGUCUUGGUCGGUCCUACCUGCGAGGGAUGAAAAAGCUCUGGAAAUAGCAGUGGCCAAUAUAGGGCCGAUAGCCGUAUCGAUUAAUGCGGCGCCUCAUACCUUUCAGUUUUACCACAAAGGGAUAUACGACGACCCAGGCUGUAGUUCUACAAGCGUAAAUCACGCCAUGUUAGUGGUGGGUUACACAAAGGAUUAUUGGAUAUUGAAAAACUGGUGGGGCAAACACUGGGGAGAGCACGGAUAUAUGAGGCUCAAAAAGAAUAAAAAUAGAUGCGGCGUCGCUAAUUAUGGAGCUUACGCUCUUGUAUAAUUCUCGUUACGUGAAACAUGAUUUAAAGUUGGA
Anthonomus grandis grandis is the source of this 1140-nucleotide messenger RNA. RefSeq names its product procathepsin L. Gene Ontology annotation, molecular function: cysteine-type endopeptidase activity. The record is from RefSeq and is a predicted model, not a curated record. The transcript is spliced from 6 exons. Bases 100 to 1107 code for a protein of 335 amino acids. Lineage: Eukaryota; Metazoa; Arthropoda; Insecta; Coleoptera; Curculionidae. Gene Ontology annotation, cellular component: lysosome.